AUGAUGAGCUCUGUGCAAAAAGUAACUUUGCUCAUUCUUGCCGUGUUUCAACCCUCAGUUAUUUUGGCACAACAAGUCGCCCUAGGAGGAUGUACCCAUCUUGGGCAGGCUUAUGCUGACAGGGACGUUUGGAAACCAGAGCCAUGCCAAAUCUGCGUGUGCGACUCGGGAUCUGUUCUCUGCGAUGACAUCAUCUGUGAUGAUCAGGAGCUGGACUGCCCCAACCCAGAGAUCCCUUUUGGAGAGUGCUGCCCAGUUUGCCCACAAACAACAACACCCCCUCCAAGAGUAAUAGUCAGCCGAGGCCCCAAGGGAGACCCUGGCUCUCCUGGAGUUCCAGGCAGAAAUGGUCCCCCUGGCCCACCAGGACAGCCAGGGAGCCCUGGAGCUCCUGGGCCCCCAGGAAUCUGCCAGUCGUGUCCCAGUAUAAGUGGAGGUAGUUUUUCUCCACAGUAUGACUCCUAUGAUGUGAAGGCUGGUGGAGCUGGUAUCGGGUACCCACAACCCAUUAGUGGCUUUCCAGGACCCCCUGGCCCCAGUGGCCCCCCUGGCCCACCUGGACAUGCAGGUCCCCCUGGCUCUGCUGGAUACCAGGGCUCCCCUGGAGAACCAGGACAACCUGGCCCUCCCGGACCUCCAGGCCCUGUUGGAAUGAUAGGCCCAGUUGGUCCACCAGGAAAAGAUGGGGAACCAGGAAGACCAGGCAGGAAUGGAGAUCGUGGAAUCCCUGGAUUACCGGGUCACAAAGGACACCCUGGAAUGCCUGGGAUGCCUGGGAUGAAAGGCCAACGAGGUUUUGAUGGAAAAGAUGGUGCCAAAGGUGACAGUGGCGCUCCUGGUCCAAAGGGUGAAACUGGUCUUCCUGGAGUAAAUGGAGCACCAGGCCAACCGGGACCAAGAGGUCCAGCUGGAGAAAGAGGAAGACCUGGGAAUCCCGGUGGCCCUGGUGCCCAUGGCAAAGACGGAUCUCCAGGAGCUGCAGGCCCACCUGGUCCCCCAGGUCCUCCUGGAACUGCAGGAUUUCCAGGCUCUCCAGGUUUUAAGGGUGAAGCUGGUCCUCCUGGUCCUGCUGGUGUUAGUGGUAGUCCUGGAGAGAGGGGAGAACCUGGUCCUCAGGGAAAUGCUGGGCCACCUGGGCCUCAGGGCCCUCCUGGAAGAGCUGGAAGCCCUGGCAACAAGGGUGAAAUGGGACCUUCUGGUAUUCCUGGUGCUCCUGGUUUGCCAGGAGGCCGUGGUCUUCCAGGUCCUCCAGGUGCAAGUGGAAACCCUGGGGCAAAAGGCAGUCCGGGAGACCCUGGUAAGGAUGGUGCAAAAGGAGAUCCAGGCCCAAAAGGCGAGCGCGGUGAAAACGGCACCCCAGGUGCUCCUGGGCCUCCUGGUGAGGAAGGGAAGAGAGGCGCAAAUGGAGAACCUGGGCAGAACGGAGUACCUGGAACCCCUGGAGAAAGGGGCUCCCCUGGCUUCCGUGGCUUACCCGGUAGCAAUGGACUUCCAGGUGAAAAGGGUCCCGCAGGCGAGCGUGGCAGCCCAGGCCCCCCUGGCCCCAGUGGACCUGCAGGAGAGCGUGGACAAGAUGGAGGCCCAGGUCUUCCUGGAAUGAGAGGCUUGCCCGGAAUUCCAGGAAGCCCUGGAAGCGAUGGGAAGCCUGGCCCUCCCGGCAAUCAGGGUGAAUCUGGACGCUCUGGCCCACCUGGCCCUCCAGGCCCCCGUGGCCAGCCUGGUGUGAUGGGUUUCCCUGGUCCUAAGGGCAAUGAGGGUGCACCAGGCAAGAAUGGAGAAAGAGGCCCUGGUGGACCCCCUGGACCACCUGGUCUUGCUGGGAAGAAUGGUGAUGUUGGCCUUCCAGGUCCUCCAGGACCUACUGGUGCUUCUGGAGAGAGAGGAGAACCAGGACCAGCAGGCCCACCUGGCCUCCAGGGAUUGCCUGGUGGACCAGGACCAGCUGGAGAGAACGGAAAGCCUGGAGAACCAGGGCCAAAGGGUGAUAUUGGAGGACCUGGAUUCCCAGGCCCUAAGGGUGAAAAUGGUAUCCCAGGAGAACGUGGUGCACAAGGUCCUCCAGGACCUCCUGGAACAAGAGGUGGACCAGGUCCUGCUGGCACAGAAGGUGCCAAGGGUCCUCCUGGCCCACCUGGUCCCCCUGGAGGCACAGGACUGCCUGGCUUACAGGGAAUGCCAGGAGAAAGAGGAGCUUCUGGAAGCCCUGGACCAAAAGGGGAGAGGGGAGAACCUGGUGGUAAAGGUGCUGACGGCCUUCCUGGUGCAAGAGGAGAGAGAGGCAAUGUAGGUCCCAUUGGCCCUCCUGGUCCUGCUGGCCCACCUGGAGAUAAGGGAGAGACUGGCCCAGCAGGGGCCCCUGGCCCAAUGGGUUCCCGUGGAGGUCCUGGUGAACGAGGAGAACAAGGUCUUCCUGGGCCUGCUGGCUUUCCUGGAGCCCCAGGCCAAAAUGGAGAGCCUGGUGGCAAAGGAGAAAGAGGUCCCCCUGGUCUGAGAGGAGAGGCCGGACCCCCCGGAGCAGCUGGUCCACAGGGCGGCCCUGGUGCCCCAGGUCCACCUGGUCCCCAAGGAAUAAAAGGAGACCGUGGAUCUCCUGGCGGGCCUGGUGCUGCUGGUUUCCCUGGUGCCCGUGGUCUACCUGGUCCCCCUGGUAACAAUGGUAGCCCAGGUCCCCCUGGUAACGCAGGCCCUGCAGGCAAGGAUGGGCCUCCUGGACCCCCUGGCAGUUCUGGUGCUCCUGGAGGUCCAGGACCUGCUGGAAUCAGAGGUGAGCCCGGCGCACCAGGAGAAAAAGGGCCCCCAGGAGCCCGAGGAGAAAGGGGGGCUCCAGGUGAGCCAGGUCCUCAAGGCAUCGUUGGUGGCCGAGGGAACACGGGUCUGCCGGGCCUGCGUGGCCCCAGCGGCCCACCUGGGAUGGCAGGGGCCAAGGGUGAAGAUGGCAAACCAGGCACCAAUGGUAUCCCAGGAGAACGCGGUGCUCCGGGUCCCCAAGGUCCUAUUGGACAAAGAGGCUUACCUGGAGAGCCUGGCAGAGAUGGUAACCCUGGAUCUGAUGGCUUGCCUGGACGUGAUGGAUCCCCUGGAGGCAAAGGUGACCGUGGUGACAAUGGCUCUCCUGGCCCUCCAGGACCCCCUGGCCAUCCUGGACCUGCAGGUAAUGCUGGUGCACCUGGAAAAUCUGGUGAAAGAGGAUUUCAGGGUCCACCUGGCCCUCCUGGCUCUACUGGUCCUGCUGGUGCUCGUGGUCCUGCUGGUCCUCAAGGUCCUCGUGGUGAUAAAGGUGAACCUGGUGAACGAGGCAGCAAUGGCAUAAAGGGUCACAGAGGGUUUCCUGGUACCCCUGGUCUCCCUGGUCCUCCUGGUCCCCUGGGUCCACAAGGUGCAAUUGGAGGUCCAGGAGCUUCAGGUGCAAGGGGUCCCCCAGGCCCAGCUGGGCCACCUGGAAAAGAUGGAACCAGUGGCUACCCAGGUCCAAUUGGUCCUCCCGGCCCCCGCGGUACCAGAGGCGAAAGCGGCCCUGCCGGUCCACCAGGGCAGCCUGGUCUUCCUGGUCCUGCUGGACCUCCUGGCCCAUGUUGUGGUGGUGGUGCAGCUGCCCUGGGUGCUGGUGAGAAAGGUCCAGUUUCCUAUGGGUAUGAGUACCGAGAUGAGCCCAAGGAGAAUGAUAUCAAUCUGGGUGACAUCAUCUCUUCAAUGAAAUCCAUUAACAACCAGAUUGAAAACAUCAUUAGUCCCGAUGGGUCACGGAAGAAUCCAGCUCGCAACUGCCGAGACCUGAAAUUCUGCCAUCCCGAGCUCAAGAGUGGAGAGUACUGGGUUGAUCCUAACCAAGGCUGCAAGAUGGAUGCUAUUAAAGUCUACUGCAAUAUGGAAACUGGUGAGACCUGCCUCAAUGCUAACCCCAGGACUGUACCAAGGAAAAACUGGUGGACCAGUGGAAACAGUGGAAAGAAACAUGUUUGGUUUGGAGAGUCUAUGAAUGGAGGCUUCCAGUUCAGCUAUGGAGAUCCUGAGCUCCCAGAGGAUGUCUCUGAAGUUCAGCUGGCCUUCCUGCGCAUCCUCUCCAGCCGUGCCUCCCAGAACAUCACCUACCACUGCAAGAACAGCAUUGCCUACAUGGACCACGACAGUGGCAAUGUUAAAAAAGCUCUGAAACUCAUGAGCUCUACAGAAAGUGAGAUCAAGGCUGAAGGAAACAGCAAAUUCACAUAUGCUGUUCUGGAAGAUGGCUGCACUAAACACACUGGUGAGUGGGGUAAAACAGUUUUCGAAUACAGGACGCGCAAGACCAUGAGGUUGCCGGUGGUUGAUAUUGCACCAUUAGAUAUUGGUGGUCCUGAUCAGGAAUUUGGCGUGGACAUUGGCCCAGUCUGCUUCUUAUAA
Messenger RNA from Melozone crissalis (California towhee), 4380 nucleotides. RefSeq names its product collagen type III alpha 1 chain (gene COL3A1). The record is from RefSeq and is a predicted model, not a curated record. Gene Ontology annotation, molecular function: extracellular matrix structural constituent; protein binding. Bases 1 to 4380 code for a protein of 1459 amino acids. NCBI's taxonomy places the organism in Eukaryota, Metazoa, Chordata, Aves, Passeriformes, Passerellidae. The transcript is spliced from 52 exons.